Molecule: messenger RNA, 1429 nt
Organism: Planococcus citri (citrus mealybug)
Lineage: Eukaryota; Metazoa; Arthropoda; Insecta; Hemiptera; Pseudococcidae
Gene: hdly
Product: hadley
Exons: 2
Coding region: 476-1201 (241 amino acids)
Source: RefSeq, a predicted model, not a curated record
AGUAUAUCCGAACUAACGACGACGUUAAAAAUGCUAUAAAGAACACAGCUCAUCUUCUCACAAAUAUUCGAAUCGUAAUCGAGUGUAAAUUCACUCAUUCGACACCUGGUAUUCGAAUCCUCCUCGCUGAACCCGACGUCCGAAAUAUUUCGCCACAGCACCCGGCAAUGAUCGAGUGAUACGCUUCAAAGCUUUUUUACACUUUUUUCAAACUAAUCGACAGUCGUUGAUUAGUAACGGACCAACUAGCGAUAAUUACCACGAAGGACAAUCGUACAUAGAAUAGAUACAAUUACCAAUCAAACCUUUUAAAAACGUUUGAAUAUGAAACAUUGUUAACUGAGAGAUAGGAGCAUAUCAAAUGUUCCAGAAUCAUAGGCUUAUAACCAGUUCAUAUGUGCACACGUUCGAUUACCUGUAUAUUUACACGACGAGUCCAUCAUUGAUGAGCCAGAUGAAACUUUAAGACUCGAACAUGCGAGAAAUAUUCCGGCUGCUUUUCCUGCAACUAAUCUCAUCGUUCGUAUCAAACCGCCAUUUCGUACUCUGCGAACGAUGGCAAACCUCGGCAUCAUUUUCCAAGCACAAUUCGUUCGAUAAAAACACGAAAAUGUACAACAAACCAUCACCUCCUGUGGCACCUCUACCUUUCCAAAACGCUUACGCAAAUUACGACGACUCGGAGAAAAGAAUGCGAAACUAUUUCGAACCCGAUCAACAACCUUACAAUCCGUACCCAGAUUACUUCUAUCCACCGGUCAACAUUCCUCACCAUCCGGCCAACGACGUCUUGGUCAUCGUAUUAGAACAGAAUAUGAAAUGUGGUAAUGAAACCGAACAAAAACAGCCUCCUCAGUCGACCCCUAGAGUGUUUCCACCACCGUCACGGUGCAUUUGGGCUAUAGUAGCGUGCUGUGCCCCAACCAGCGUCACUUUUCGAUACAGUUGCUUCAAUUUUUUGGGAUGUUCCGGAACGUUUUGGCAAAUUAACCCUUGCCAACUGCCUAUAAUAAUGUUGGCGGCGAACGAAGCGUCCGAAUAUUACAAACAAUUCGAACCUCAGCCAACAGCCAGUCCUCCGGCACCGACUGAAACUCCUGCUAAUGCCAAUACCACCGAAGUGCCUACGCCAGAGACUACGACUGCUGCAGCCAGUACUGCUGCCACCAAUGUUGAGACUACUACUGUCAAUGCUACAUAGCGAAUGUCUCUCGAUCAAGAUAUAGGUACGUCUAGUCGUUAACGUAUGUAUAAAUGGAGGUAAUAGAUGUUUUAAAUAAUACCCAAUGCAAAUAAAUGCGAUAAUUUGAUGCGAGAACUGUUUCUUAGCUUGAAUAUAAGGCAAAUCCGUGUACGUCGAUGAAAAAAAUUAAGGAUCUAUUUAACCCCCCCCCCCCCUUCGAUCCACCGGAACUACUUUCUUCUUCAA